Messenger RNA from Aquila chrysaetos chrysaetos, 1075 nucleotides. RefSeq names its product sperm-associated antigen 4 protein-like. Bases 1 to 1068 code for a protein of 355 amino acids. Gene Ontology annotation, molecular function: protein-membrane adaptor activity. Lineage: Eukaryota; Metazoa; Chordata; Aves; Accipitriformes; Accipitridae. Gene Ontology annotation, biological process: nuclear envelope organization. The record is from RefSeq and is a predicted model, not a curated record. Gene Ontology annotation, cellular component: meiotic nuclear membrane microtubule tethering complex; nuclear envelope. The transcript has 11 exons.
AUGGAGAUGGUGCAAAACAGGGCGCCGCCGCCUUUGUCCUCCCGUAGGUGCACGCCCUGUGCUCAGGAGGACCAGGGCACCAGCCGGAGGGGGCUAGCACACUGCAUCUGCAGCGUGGGAGAAAACAAGCGGUUCGUCUUCAGCAUCGCUGGCAGCCUGGCAGUGGCCGUGCUCUCCCUCCAGAGACGCCUCAGCACAGGCAGUUCCACCCUGAAAGAGAUCGUCACCCCGAAAAAGGAGAGGCUCUGCACCAUCCUCUUCUUGAUGACCCUGGCUGCUCUUGCUGGCGCCUACUGCGGGACCUCGCUGCUCGUGUGGAUGCUGGAGGCAAAGAAUGUGCCGCAGCUGCUGCUGGGGCAGCCUGCUGCUGACCUGAGGUCCCUGCGGAGCGUGCUGGCUGUGUGGGGGCAACAAUCCCAAGAGGUGCAACAGCUGAGGGAUGAGGUGGCGCGCCUGGCUGCGGAGAUGGGUGCUGUGAAGAAGGAAGCUCGGCAAAUGAGAGAGGCAAUGUCUGCAAGCACGCAGAUGUCCGACUGGGCUCUGAAACGCGCAGGGGCUGCCAUCGACCUGCAGAGAUCGUCCAGCAGCUCUGCAUGGCUCUGCAAGGUGUUCUGGUUCCUGUGUUCUCCGCCCCUUGUGGAUACCUUUGUGCAGCCGGAUGCUUCCCCGGGUUACUGCUGGCCUUUCCAAGGGUUUCGGAGUGAGGUGCUGCUCCGGCUGCCCACAGAAGUACGACCGAAGGCCAUCACCAUAGAGCACACCUCCAAGACAGCCUCUCCGCUGGGGACUGUGCGCAGUGCCCCCCGCGAUUUCACUGUCUACGGACUGGAUGAGGAAGGCAAGGAGGAAACUCUGCUGGGGACGUUCACCUACACGGUGCAGAAAGGGCCGACCCAGACCUUCCCUCUGCAGAAGGGGAUCCCCAGAGCCUUUCGGUUUUUGAAGCUUGGCAUACAGAGCAACUGGGGAAAACCGGGGUACGUCUGCAUUUAUCGAGUGCAGGUGUGUGGGAAGAUGGUGGGAACAAACGCCAUCAGCGUGAGCCAUGUGGAGACCUUCCCUCCGUAAGAAAUAA